This is a messenger RNA of Pogona vitticeps (central bearded dragon), 620 nucleotides long. The record is from RefSeq and is a predicted model, not a curated record. NCBI's taxonomy places the organism in Eukaryota, Metazoa, Chordata, Lepidosauria, Squamata, Agamidae.
UAAGCUGCUCCGUCGGGGCAGCCAAUAGGAAAGCGGAACCGUCGCGUGCUUCUUUGCAUAGGAGCGGCAUAAAUACAAGGGCCGGGAGAGGCUGAAUACCUUAUCCCCAAUCGGAGAAGGUUUUGUGGGUUGCACCUUGAUCGUUGCAGAGCACGAUGCCUGAGCCAGCCAAAUCCGCGCCGGUGCCCAAGAAGGGCUCCAAGAAGGCCAUCACCAAGACGCAGAAGAAAGGCGACAAGAAGCGCAAGAAGAGCCGCAAGGAGAGCUACUCCAUCUAUGUCUACAAGGUCCUCAAGCAGGUCCACCCGGACACCGGCAUCUCCUCCAAGGCCAUGAGCAUCAUGAACUCCUUCGUCAACGACAUUUUCGAGCGCAUCGCCGCCGAGGCCUCCCGCCUCGCCCAUUACAACAAGCGCUCCACCAUCACCUCCCGGGAGAUCCAGACCGCCGUCAGGCUCCUCCUGCCCGGAGAGCUGGCCAAGCACGCCGUCUCCGAGGGCACCAAGGCCGUCACCAAGUACCCCAGCUCCAAGUAGACCCACCACCCUUACAAACAGACCCAAAGGCUCUUUUAAGAGCCACCCACUUGCUCAAGGAAAGAGAAGAAAUCCCUUGCAAAA